AUGGCGCGGUGCUCUACGUGCGAUGGUUUCUCGAGGUUCAUGGAGACGGACGAGUUCGCGGUGCCGCCACGUCCCGCGCUUGUGCACCCGGACGCCGUCGGCGUUCGCGUCCCAUCGAGCGUCUUCUCCCCCGAGGAGCCGGCGGCGUUCAGGGAACGAGAGCGGCGACACGGUGGUGAUGACAUGGCCGCGUCCCCGGGGUACUCGCCGUUCCUGCCGUCGUCCGCGCCACUCGUGGGGCGCCCGGUUUCGAUCAGCAUGCCGGCGUCGCCGACCGGCGGGUUCGACAUCUCCAGCAGGAUGGAGGAGGAGCUGCAGCGGGAGCGGGACGCCGCCGUCACGGACGCGCCGCCGCGGAUGAUGAUGCUGCCGCCGCGCGCCCCGGCGGCGUCGGCGGUCAUGGCGCUCGCGCAGCCUAGCAAGAUGGUGUUCCGGUCCCAGCCGAUCCCCGCUGCGCCAGCGGAGGGCGACGGCGCCAACCGGGGCCACGACGACUUCGCCCGGAGCGCGUCGGCGCCGUACGCGGCGGCGACGGCGCCGCCGGCUAAGGCGCGCAGGGACAGCAGGGACACCAGCUACGACUCGUUCAAGACGUGGUCGGGCAAGCUGGAGAAGCAGAUCACCACGCACCUGCUCGGCAGCAGCAGGCUGCCGCCGGCGCAGCAACAGCCGCAGCAGGGGGAGGAGCCGGAGGAAGACGACGCGGCGAGCGACCGCCGCAACUCCAGCUCCGUGCCCAGAGUGCAGCGCUUCUUCGCCGCGCUGGAAGGCCCCGAGCUCGACAAGCUGCGGGUACUACUGCCGAUGACAUCAUCAUCCAUCCGUAGUGGCUCUGAUCAUACUACUACUAGUACUAACGAGUCCAUGAGCGUUGCUCAUGCGAACGCCACGUGGCGUGCGUGUAGCCUCGCCGCCUUCCCCCGUUUAGCUGUAGCUGAUGAUGCCGAUGAAGAAGCUGACCGUGGUGCUGUUUUGUGGUACUGGUGGCAGUCCUCGGAGGAGCUGAUCCUGCCGUCCGACAAGACGUGGCCGUUCCUGCUCCGGUUCCCGGUGUCGGCGUUCGGCAUGUGCCUGGGCAUGAGCAGCCAGGCCAUCCUGUGGAAGCGGAUCGCCAUCUCGGCGUCCACGCGGUUCCUGCACAUCACCGUCAAGAUCAACCUGGUGCUGUGGUGCGUCUCCGUCGCGCUCAUGCUCGCCGUGUCCGCGCUCUACGCCUGCAAGCUCGUCUUCUACUUCGAGGCGGUGCGGCGGGAGUACUACCACCCGAUCCGCGUCAACUUCUUCUUCGCGCCGUGGAUCGCGUGCCUGUUCCUGGCGAUAGGCGUGCCGGACCUGGUGGCGUCGACGCUCCCGCACUGGCUCUGGUACGUGCUCAUGGCGCCCAUCGUGUGCCUGGAGCUCAAGAUCUACGGGCAGUGGAUCUCCGGCGGGCAGCGGCGGCUGUCCCGCGUGGCGAACCCGUCCAACCACCUCUCCAUCGUCGGCAACUUCGUCGGCGCGCUGCUGGGCGGCAUCAUGGGGCUCAAGGAGGGGCCCAUGUUCUUCUUCUCCGUGGGGCUGGCGCACUACAUCGUGCUGUUCGUGACGCUGUACCAGCGGCUGCCGACGAGCGAGACGCUGCCCCGGGACCUGCACCCGGUGUUCUUCCUGUUCGUGGCGGCGCCCAGCGUGGCGUGCCUGGCGUGGUCGCGGAUCACCGGCGAGUUCGGCUACGGCUCCCGCGUCGCCUACUUCAUCGCCAUGUUCCUGUACGCGUCGCUGGCCGUGCGCAUCAACCUGUUCCGAGGGUUCAGCUUCUCGCUGGCGUGGUGGGCCUACACGUUCCCGAUGACCAGCGCGGCCAUCGCGUCCAUCCGCUACUCGUCGGAGGUGAAGAAGAACGCGUUCACGCAGUGCAUGUGCAUCGGCCUGUCCGCGGCGGCGACGCUGGCCGUGGCGGCGCUCUUCCUCACCACGGUGCUGCACGCGGUGGUGCACCGUGACCUCUUCCCCAACGACAUCUCCAUCGCCAUCACGGAGCGCCGGCGCAGCAAGCCCCUCGUCGGGGAGAAGAUGCUGCUCCGCCUGCGCAGUGCCGGCCGCAGCAAGAAGCUGCAGCAGGCGCUCUCCACCGCCCCCUCCGACGCCGCCGACCUCGAGGCCGCGCGCGUCGCCACGACGACAUCGUACACGUAG
Messenger RNA from Miscanthus lutarioriparius, 2175 nucleotides. The record is from the annotation of a GenBank genome assembly. Lineage: Eukaryota; Viridiplantae; Streptophyta; Magnoliopsida; Poales; Poaceae.